Molecule: messenger RNA, 1272 nt
Organism: Heterotrigona itama
Lineage: Eukaryota; Metazoa; Arthropoda; Insecta; Hymenoptera; Apidae
Source: the annotation of a GenBank genome assembly
AUGUCUACAUCAAAAUUUUUUUUGAAUGUCAUAAGGUAAAAUAUUAUUGAAUAUAAAUGUUUCCUAGAGUCUAUUAUUAAUAAAUAAUGUUUUCUAGAGUCUAUAUAUUAAUAAAUAAUUAUUUAUUUAUUUAGCCCGGAAGGAAUGAUCACAAGUUUUAGCGUGACAUCAGAUAUGACUGUCAGUACUGUAAAAAAUAUUGCAAUAAAACAUUUCUAUGACGAUGAUGUAUCAAAAAAUCCAACUGACUUUCGUUUAAUUCAUACAUCUAAAUUUAUGCAGCUUCUAGAUGAUCAUAAAAUAACUUGUGUAGAAAUUCAUGAAAAUGAUGAAUUAAUGUUAAUAAACAGUCGUCCAAUAGUUAUACAUGAAAAUUUAUCUGAUGAUGCCAUAAAAGGUCCAAAUGAGGAAGUAAUAUUACAAGUAACAAAAAAUUUAGCUACACAUAAUCCAACUAAAUAUAUUCCAUCUCUUUACUAUCCUAGUGAUUUUCAGUAUGAACUAAGAAAAAUUUUAAUUACACUUGUAAGAGCAUCAGCAAAAAUUAUAUUAUACAGUUCAGAAGUACAUGAAAAGCUUUAUGAUAUUUUAAAAGAAAAAUUAAAAUAUAAAUCAAAUAUUAAUCCAAAUGCUAUAAAAACUAUCGCAGAAAUGGGUUAUUCUGACAAAAAAGUCUUGAAAGCUCUUUACUUGCGAAAAUCAAACAUAAUUGAAGCAUUAGAAUGGUUAACAGAACAUCAGAAUGAUCCAGAAGAUGAUGAUGAUGAUGAAUACUUUGAAUUUAUGUCUACUGAAAAAGAAUGUGAAAACUUGGAGAAGGAAGAAAAUAUACCCAGCAUAGUAGAUCGUUUGCUAAAAUAUUAUCGUCGGUGCAGGAAGAUGGAUUUCAAACCUAAUCUUAAAGCAGUACAGUCAUUAUUAGAGAUGGGAUUUGAAGAAAAGAAUAUUGUUCAGGCUUUAAAAAUUACUGAAAACAAUCAAAUUAGUGCUUGUGAAUGGUUACUUGGAGAAAGAAGACAUAAUUUACAAGAUUUAGGUCCAGAGCUUGAUUCAGAUAGUUCAAUUUAUAAAGCAAUCAUGAAUGAUCCACAUAUUCAACUUAGUCUUACAAAUCCUAAUAUGUUACUUGUGUAUUUAUCCCUGUUGGAAUCAUCAGCUUUAGAUGAACGAAUAAGAGAUCCUGAAAUAAAACUAAUGAUGGAUGAUAUUUUGUCAGUGUAUCAUACUGAGAAACCUAUAAUUCAUCUAAAUCAAUAUGCAACUUAUUUUUGA